AUGAAUGUUUCUGAGAAGAAGCCCCUUCUAAGUGGUGUCAGUCAGAAAAGUUCUCUCUACAACCAUCAAAAUGGAGGCUUCGAUGGACCGUUAGAAGACCCGGAACUAGGAUCAAAGAGAAACAGACUGGAGAGCUCUCUAGACGAAGAAUUAGAGCCCGUCACCUUGACAUGGAAGGACGUCAAUGUUUAUGCGUUACCAAAGAAAGGGGGAUGUUGUCAACGAGGAAAGGCACAACCCAUCCCAAAACAAAUACUGACAAACGUGAAUGGUAUGAUAAAACCUUGGAAACUCAUGGCCGUCAUGGGCGCAAGCGGAGCCGGAAAAUCCACUUUGCUAAACGUACUCACCUACAGAAACAGAGGCGCCCUAAUUUUACAAGGUGAUGUCAGAGUCAAUGGAGUGAUAGUGGACAAAACCAAAAUAUCAAAUAUCUCAGCGUAUGUUCAACAGGACGAUCUCUUCAUAGGGACGCUUACAGUCCGGGAACAUCUCACCUUUAGAGCAUUACUUCGAAUGGACAAAAGGAAAACAAGAGCCGAAAGACUGAGGAAAGUGGAAGAUGUAAUUCUUCAGCUUGGUCUGACUAAAUGUGCUGAUACAGUAAUUGGGUUACCUGGCAGGCUAAAGGGAAUUUCUGGGGGAGAAACGAAAAGACUUUCGUUUGCUUCAGAGCUACUUACGAAUCCUCCAUUGAUGUUUUGUGACGAGGCUACCUCCGGUUUAGACUCAUUUAUGGCAUUCAGUGUCGUACAAGCUUUGAAGAAUAUGACAAAAAGUGGGAGAACCAUUUUGUGCACAAUUCACCAGCCACCGUCAGAAGUCUUCGAGUUGUUUGACGAACUGUUCCUUUUAGCUGAGGGGAGAGUUGCAUUUUCAGGAUCUAUGACUGAUGCACUUGAGUUCUUUAAAAGCAAUGGUCAUCCCUGCCCAGUAAACUACAACCCAGCUGAUCAUUAUAUUCUAACUCUGGCCAUCAUACCAGGAAAAGAAACAGACUGCAAAGCACGGGUUCAGAAAAUUUGUGACACUUUUGAAGCAUCAGAGUCAUUCAAAUCAAUGAAGGAUGAGAUAAAUGGAGUGUGUGAUCACAGACAAGUUUUAAAUACUCUGAAUGAUACAACAAGGUAUGGAGCAUCCUUUAUCCAGCAGUUGAAGUCAGUGUUCUGGCGAAGUUGGAUAACAAGUAUUCGAGAUCCACUGAUAGUCCGGAUCAAGUUCAUACAAACUAUUUUUUUUGCUGUGGUACUAGGAAUCAUUUUUCUGAAGACAGACGACGAUUAUGCUCAAGACAACAUCAUGAACAUUAACGGAGUCAUCUUUGUUCUUAUCCUCAACCUCAGCUUUAACAAUAUCUUCUCUGUUCUAAAUGUUUUUCCAGUAGAGGUACCGAUAUUUUUAAGGGAGUAUGGUACAGGACUCUACAGCGUCGGAGUGUACUAUAUAAGUAAAACACUGGUGGAGAUACCGUUCUUGAUCGCCAUCCCUAUAAUAUUUAUGUCCAUACUCUACUGGAUGAGUGGUUUAGUGCAUGAUGCGGAUGCGUUUUUGGUGGCCAUGGGCGUAGCUAUUGUGGUAGCAAAUACGGCUGCUUCAUUUGGUUACGUUGUAUCAGCUGCCGCCCCCACAGUCACUGCUGCUAUAGGUAUAGCCCCAGCAAUCAUGAUACCGUUACUCUUAUUUGGUGGAUUUUUCCUAAACAGUGGGUCCAUCCCUGACUGGCUGAUAUGGUUCAAAUAUUUAUCCUGGUUCUCAUAUGCAAACGAAAUUCUGGUUGUUAAUCAGUGGGAUAAUGUGAACAACAUAGCAUGUACAUCAAAUACCACUUGCGUUCCUCGUGGCGAGCUAGUCAUAAAGACCCUUUGUUUUGAUAAGGUAAAAUAUUUUAUUAGGCAUGGUUUUCAUUUAUUAUAAUAUGUG
Molecule: messenger RNA, 1920 nt
Organism: Saccostrea cuccullata (small rock oyster)
Lineage: Eukaryota; Metazoa; Mollusca; Bivalvia; Ostreida; Ostreidae
Product: protein white-like
Exons: 19
Coding region: 1-1914 (637 amino acids)
Biological process (GO): transmembrane transport
Cellular component (GO): plasma membrane
Molecular function (GO): ATP binding; ATP hydrolysis activity; ABC-type transporter activity
Source: RefSeq, a predicted model, not a curated record